AUGGUGACUGAGGCAACAUCAUACCGUUCGCCGAAGCGCAAACGAGAUGAGUUUGAAUUUGAGCUUAGUCCGCCAGCUUCGCCUACUUCUACUCUCUCCGUUGCAAGUCUCCCAGGAGCUCGCUUGCGCGAAGAAGAGGAAAUUGGGCGCUUUAGUCCUCGAACUGUCGUCGCUGGUCGACUGAGAGAUCUCGCUCUCCAAGAGGCAAGCCUCAAUGCAGAUGCACCGCAAUCUAUCCAAAUGGUGCAGUGGCGUAGCUCCUCUGAACCUCUAGCAGAGCAUAUUGGGCUCUCUGAAGAAAUUGGACAGUCACAUAUACAAAUAUCACCCAGAGGAAGUCCGGUUCGCCUGACUGAGCACAGCAGCCGUGAUGCUAUUCAACUUGAACAGCAUCUUUCCAAGCAAUCAUCUAAAACUACAAAAAAGUCAGCGAAAGUGAUUGCCCGCGAUAAGUUGCCCGCAAAAUCACGGAAGAAGAGUUCGCCUCCACCGUCUGAAAACGAUCCUCCAAAUUCGCUGACAUGGAGCGAUUCAGAGAUAACAGGUCACAAUCCAACUGAUCCUAAUGACGAUGGCUAUGGGAUCAAUGGCAUUGGCUUCAAGCCCACUGCUGCAAUUGCGUGGGCGCGAUCACAGAAGAGGCAGAAGCAAAUGACCGACUGGAAAAUCCGAGAAGCUAAAGAAGCACGGGAAAAACGCAGAGCGCGUCGAGAAGGUGCCUCACAUAUCAAUCCAGAACACAGAGCCAAUGGCACAACUCACAAAAAAGUGAAAUUUAACCUCGGGUGA
Messenger RNA from Talaromyces atroroseus, 789 nucleotides. RefSeq lists its product as hypothetical. Lineage: Eukaryota; Fungi; Ascomycota; Eurotiomycetes; Eurotiales; Trichocomaceae. The record is from RefSeq and is a predicted model, not a curated record. The coding region runs from base 1 to 789 and encodes 262 amino acids. The transcript has a single exon.